AGGAAAUGAAAGCAGAUGGUUACGUCAGAAGGAUAUAGCCGUGGCUUGUGAAGCAGGGAGCAGCAGGACAACAUGGCCCAGCAUGGAUCUAGUGAGUACCCGCCUUUGAUUCCUACUGAUUGCUGCUGCUUGGAGUGGAGUAGAAAAACAAUGGAAGGGGCAGUGCUGGAGGAGGGCUUGGUCAGGUGCUGGGCGCUGAUGCUGGGCCUACCUGCCAUUUGUUAGGAUGAGAGAGAGAGAACUUGCCAUCUUUAAAAUAGUAAUCCUGUGCCAAGAGACAUAUGUUCAGGUUUUGGCACAGGCUGUGCAUAGAAUCAUAACUUUCUCAGUCCUUCUCAUUGCAACACUGACAGACAGAAGAGGCAAGAUGUUUUAAAGCUGACCUGUUCCACUCCGCUGCUUAACUCCUCAGCUACGGGAGCUGCAGCAGUGAAAAGGCCAGAGGAAGCCCCCAACAGCACAGGCUGUUCCUGUCUCUUAUGAGUCCCUUUUAUUAUGCCCUUUGUGUUCAAUGCUGUGGAUCUUUUUUUCAAAUAAUGUGUUCAGAAGUAGGCCUGGUUAGAGGAACUGUAUUGAAAUGAGUAUUAGAGGAACUGUAUUGAAAUGGGAGCUGGUGGUAGGGGGCAUACUUAUAUUUUAAAUCCUGCCUCAUUUGUUGAGCUCUGUGAGAAUGACUUCUGACUGAAAAUACAAAAAUUCACUGGGUGGUCUUGGACCAGUCACAGCUUGUUAGUCUUAACCUACCUCACAGGGUGGUUGUGAGGAUACAGUAGGGAGGAAGAAAACCAUGUCUGCCACCUUGAGCUCCUUAGAGGAAAGGCAGGAUAUAAAUAAAAUAAAUACAUACAUACAUAAAAUAAAAGAGUGGGCUUUGUAGGACCUUAAGCAUACCAUAAGUCCUACCCCAUCCCGUCUCCAAUUUCUCUUGCAUUUACAUGCACAUACAGUUACAGCAACCUGGUUAUAAUUUAACUACCCUCCUAUACUCAGAACCAGGCAGCUAAGCAGUAGAAAAUGGUUAAUUCCAGAUGAAGUGAUGUACGGUAAAAUUCUCUGUAUGUUUGUCAGAAAUAAUUCCCUCUCUAAACAAUUAGGUUUUGUCCCUAGUAAAAGUGUUUAGCAUUACACGGUUAAGAGCUGGAGCGUUCACUUAUGUGUGUGGCAUGAAAUAAUUUGAGCAGAGUGUCUGGCAAGCUACUCACUUGGAAACAAUGGUCCUUUUUCUUGAUGAUACAUCACAGUAUCUUGUGCCCUCUGUUCAUCAGAUCAAGGGCAAGAAGGCUACCGCAAUGAAGUGACACUUUCCAGACUUAGGCUCCGAGUGGUUCCACCUGAGGUCCUGCAAAAUAAUGGCAUAGAAAGCUUGAAUUUAGACCGGAACAAGCUGAAACAGCUCCCUGGGAUUGCAAAACUUUGCAACCUGAAAAAGCUGGUUUUGUCUAAAAAUGAUAUCAUAGACUUCCCAGAGGAAAUCAGGAGCUUGGUCCAUCUGGAGAAGCUGGAACUCAAUCAGAACCAAAUCCGUGUUGUCCCAGAGGGAGUCUUUUCCUGCCUUCCAAAGUUGAGACAUCUUCGACUGAACAACAACCGCUUAGAUAGGCUUCCCAAGGACCUAGCAGUCUGUUGCAGCAGCCUCCAGUACCUCAACCUGUCCAACAACUUGUUCCUAGCUAUCCCUUUGGCGGUCUUGGAGCUGAAAUGUUUGCAAGAGCUCUACCUGUAUAACAACAAGCUGCGCCAGCUUCCCAUGAAGAUGUUCAAGGAGCUGCCUCUGAAGAUGUUCAAGGUCAGCGGGAAUCCUCUCCGUGAGCCUCCCUACGAGGUCUGCGCAGGAGGCCUCAGGCAGAUCAUCAGCUACUUCGACCAGCUGCAAAACAGCCGAGCGGAAGAGGACAGGCGAGUCAAGACCAUGUUCCUGGGGAUGUCCUUAGCAGGGAAGUCCACCAUUUGCAAAAGCCUGAAGCAAAGGCAAAUAGUUCGAAUGUCAGAGGAAGAGCGGACCGUUGGGAUUGAGAUCAGCGAGUUCCAGAUCCAAGGCUUCACUUUUCUCUUCUGGGACUUCGCUGGCCAAUUGGAAUACUAUAUGACUCACCACAUGUUCAUCACCCCACAGGCUCUGGUCAUCUUGGUCAUCAACUUUCAGCAGUAAGUGUCAUCUUGCUUACCUUGUGAAGGGAGGGCAAAGGGGAGCGUGGCUUUUAAGUCCUGUUGGCUCCAGCGGGGUCGAUUUACAUGUGUGCUUCACAUUCCUGUUUAUAAGUGAAUGGGAUUUAAAUGUGUUGUCUUUGGCUAAAUUUGUACUCCCGGGUAUGAAGUUAGCUUUUUUUGUCAGCCAGAAUCUCUAUAAUUGCAGGGGUUUUAUCCCUGCUAGUACUGUAUGCCCAUCAGAGAGCAGUGAACUAAUGAAGUCUUAAAUCUUAUGCACACUUGGAAGUAAGCUCCACUGAACACUUUCAAGCAAACUUGCAUAGGCUUGCACUGCAAGCUAUUCUUCUAAAUGGGAGGUGGCUAAAGCCUAUUGCAGAGGCCUUAGCUAGACAUUGAGGUGCACUACUCAUCAUUGCACCCCAUAUAAAUUAAAAAAAGAUGACGACAUCUAUUUUGCUUGGCCACCACCAAUCAAUAUUACUUUUAUGGAUAAUCAUCAUCAUUCUCUUUUUAUGGAUAUUUUCACAAGUGCCACAAUUGCAAGCUGAGAAGAAUAUAUUUUUCUCAUAGCAGAGGCAACUUCUUAAUAUCUGAAUUAAGCUCCGGUCGCAUCCACGCCAUAUAUUUAAAGCAUUUAUCUUUCCCUGAAAGAACACUGGGAGCUGUACUUUAACCUCAGAGAACUACAAUUCCCAGCACCCCUAACAAACCACAGUUCCCGGGACGCUUUGGGGGAAAUCAUGUGCUUGAAGUGCAUAGUGUGAAUGUGACCUCACUCUUUUUGUGAGCCACCAAUAUUAGAGAAACAAAUUCGUUUACCCACACACUGUCAGGGCAGCGGGCCGAGUCUGUGAGUGAUCUGGAACUUCCCUUUUUCAGGUAUCAGCGGAGCGAUGACUCCUUCAAGGAGCUUGUUGGAUUUUGGAUUAACAACCUCUUUAUGCGAGUGCCCAACUCUGUGGUCCUUCCCGUUGGAACUCACAUAGAUGUUUGUUGUGAGCAGGAGGUUAAAGAAAAGAAAGAGGAUAUAAUGAGCAAGAUCCAGGACAUGCUGGAUGAGAGAAAGAGCACCUUAGCCCAUCUCAUUGCCAACCUGGAGGACAAUGAGGAAUCAGAGUUCUUUGUGGACCAGUGGAAUAGGCUGAAGGAAAUGGAGCAAUGCACCCUCACGGUGAGGAAAAUGUGAUGUAUUUUGAAUAUUUAGGAUGCCCUACAUCAGGGGUGGGAAACCUGUGGCCCGUCAGAUGUUGGACAGAACUCCCUGACCAUCAGUUACAAUGGCUGUGGCUUGACCUGAGUUAGGAGUCCAACAACAUCUGGAGGGCCACAAGUUUCCAGUCCCUGCAUUACAGAAUAUGAUGUGAUGUAAACUCCCAAGAGUGUGUUGGUUGGGAAAGAAAAAUUAAGUAGAUAAAAAGAGAAUUCCCUGGAUGCCAAGAUUCAGGUUUGAGACAAGUACCCUUGGGCGAGCAGAGAUUUAAAAUCACAAAAUAUGCAGCAAAUGAAAUGUGUAAAAAUAGACUGUUGGACCUUUAAAAUAUGUCCUUGUGAGUUCCAAAGCUUCCCAUUUCACCAUCCUAGGGGGAAAAACAUGUUUGGGAAGUUAAAAAUAGUUUACUUACAAACUAUUCAAAGGUCAGAUUCAUGUGCUUUUCCAUACAGCAGUCAGAAAGCACGGGCAGUAACAUGGCUCUCUUGUGAGUGGUGCCAUCUGGCCCCCAAUUUGUCAACUCCUUAGUCAAAAGUAGGAUGUGAAUAAGCAUUUUUGUUGGGGGGGGGGGUAUAUAGACAUUUUGGAGGCUGCGACAUUGAACCUUAAGAACAAAAGAAGGUGCCUAGAGCAGACCAAAAGUCCAUUCAUUCCAGGGGUGGGAACCUCAGAUCUGGGGGCCAAAUAUGUCCCACCAGGUCACCUUCAAUGGCCCUUGAGGCUAAUGCUGCAGGCCAUUGAGACCCGCCCUAAGCACAUCCCCCUUUCGCCAGCCCACACCACUCACUGGCCUUACUUUUACACCUUCCACAAGUACUUCAGCCCGGCUGGAAUGUGUCCUUGAUCUUUGAUAAUGUCUCUCACUUGCCUGAAUGCAGGACCGAGAGCAGUGUGUGAGUGAAUUACAAGCUAUCCUGCUGUACAAAGGUAAAAUUUAUAUGAGUUGAUCCACCCUGUUUUUCCUCUGGCCAUGCCCAGUGACCUGCUUCCAGUAGUGGCUAGCCUUGUGCCUGUGGGCACCCACAAGUGGAACCUGAAGUUAUUGUUCCCCAGCAGUUGAUUCUUUGAGGCCUAAAUCUUCAGAUCUGGGAGGAUGCAUCCAACCACCACUGACAAAUGACUCCGUUCACUUAUGAAUAAGAUACUUCCUUUCAUCUGUUCUGAAUCUCAUGUCCAUCUAGAGAUUUAGUUUGAUUGUAGGAAUCUCAAGUUCUAUGGCCACCAGCAUGCAUAAACCAUAGACUGCCCACCAGAAUAACAAAAUGCCAGUCUUUGGUCGUUUGCAUCUAUUGCUUGCUUGUAAACUGUUUGGAGUUUUGGUUUGUUUGUUUGUUUGUUUGUGGCAUCUGUAUAUUUUUUUGCCCCAGGUUUUGGACCUUGUUCCCGUCAAUUGCAUGGAUUACGAGGACAUCAAAACACUCGAAGGCACAAUUCUGAAGCACGUCAAGAAUGAGGCUGUCUUCCCGAAUGUCAUCCAAGUGCUCCCCCCUAUCUACAAACAAGUAGAAGCUGCAAUUGUGAAUAUUGUGCAAAAAAAUGAAGAGUUGGCAGAGCAUGGCAAGUAACUGUUAUGAAUGGGCAUUUUGCGCCUCCCCUCUCUUCCCCCUUUUAAAUGCAAGAUCCUAUCCCUUGAAUAGGUGAAGUCAUGAUGCAGAACAGGGUCCUUCUGAACAUUUGGGAAGAGACGUCGCUUGGGGUAGUAUAUCUGCUUUCGUUUCAUGUGGAAGGUUCCCAGUUCAUUCCCCAGCAUCUCUUGGGAAAGACUCCCUUGCCUUGAAACCCUGGAGAUCAUUAGCAUAGAUGAAAACUGAGUAAGAUGGACGAAUAGUCAGACUCAGUAGAUGGCAGUUUCCUAUGUACAGAGUGUAUUUCCCUGAAAUACACAGCCACCGUCACAGCCAUCUCAUAAACACUUGCAAUAAAGGUGAUGGCCUCUAGAUUGCUUGGGGGAGAACCGAAGUCUCUGAGUCAGUCUCUCAGACAGCUGUCCCUCAGGACAAUAGCAGGAGGCUGAUACUGGCUUCUCUUCUGUGGUCAAUUUGCUUAUUUUUAUAGUCCACUCAGCCUGAAAAGUUGGGCAGGCCCCCGUUUUAAAAAUAAUAAAAAUCCAGUGAAAGCAUAAAACUCCAAUUAAAGCAUAAUAACAACAUUUGAACCAAGUAUAAAGCAUAUUAAAUAAAAUAAAAUGAUCACUGGUUGAUGGCCCUGAUCCCCUUCUGCAGCAAGACCACAGAGAAAACUCCCCACACAUUCAAAUUUAAAACUAUGGGAGCAUUUUCACAUUCCCAGAUCUACAAUGAAUUCCAAAAUAGUUGUUAACCACCUGAAGGAGCCAGCUUAAGUAAGGAUGUGAUUCUUCAUUAGCAUUGACCUCUUUAAUAUUUACUGCCCUCCUCUAGUUCUGCUCCAACAGCGGAACUACAGCAUUUCAUUCACUUAUAGACAGGGAAGGGAAAGACAUUCAGGUCACACCUGGAGACAAACCUUACCGAAUUCACACUUUCUGAAACAAUACGCAAACUGAAAGACAGACAGCCGUUCUUCAAAAUUUAUAAAUAAAUAGCCAAGUCAUGUGGAAACGUGGAUAAAUGAGUUUAGGGGUGGAAAUAUGAGAAACGGAGAUAAUCCAAAUUUGACAAAUCCAUCCAUCCCAUUCUAUGGACAGGCUGAUCCCAAACCUGCUUACUCAAAGUAUUUCGUUCUGUGGAUCCCUUGCAGUCACUAGAAACAAGUCUUCUUCUAAUGGCCCUUUAGGUAUGAUGGAUCUCAGUCUGUUACAUAGAGAGCUUUCCUAUCAGUAUCGCCUGACCCACCUUGAUGUAGAACUUCUGCGGGAUAUCCUGAGAUACCUUCAUCGCAUUGGGCUCAUCGUGUGGUACGAAGAGGUCAAGCAGCUGGAGAGCACGGUGUUUCUAUGCCCGGACAUUCUCAUAACCAUCUUCAAAGUGAGUUCCAGGUGUCCUUGGCUGCUUCCACACCAGAUCUCUUUAUGCUGUAGAGACAUUGAUUCUCUGAAGUUAGCUAGAAGGGGAAUGAAAAUGGAGAUGCCACACAAGCGUGUAGCAUUUAUUUAUUUACCACGUCACAACAGAAAGUUUUCUAGGAGAUCAACAGACUCCUUUAGAGUGCCAAGGCUCAGCCUGAGGUUGCCAACUGCUUUACAGACGGAUGUUCUGUGCCUUUUAUUUAUACACUACUAUAAAAUCUAGUAGGUGGGAAUUGGCUAGAUGGGUCCAGGGAGUGGUUAAUGCCUCAUUACAGGAGGGAGUUAUGCCCACCAUCUUGUUGUCCCCACUAACCACAUCUAGUUUGAACCUGAUUGAGGAAAUCACUAAUGCAGCUUCACCACGCCUGAUCCCUUGCAUUCCAAAGGCAGGCACGUCCUUCAGAUCAGCAUGUUCACACUGCAAGCUGUAGAGGCGAAUGCAAGACUUUUAUGACCUUCUUGGUUGUGUUCUAGCACAAAAUGGGGAUUUCAGGUAAUUACUGUCUAAAUGAGACCACUUGCUCCAAAAGGGUUUAUCAAUAGGCUAUGAAAAGAUAGCAAAGAAUGGACUAUAGGAACAGUCUGUCCCCCCCGGCCCCCCUUGCCAUCUUUCAAACACUGCAUCACCGUUGGCAUUGCAUCUCACAAUAGGAUUGCAGAUAAUACAGCGGGAUGGACUAGCCAGGCAUGUGUGUUGAUUCACCUGUGCGUAUCAGCUACUGAGAGAGACCAGUUCUGAAUUCCCGCCUGCCAACCACAUCUUUGCUGGAAGCCAUUUUCUUUCAAUGACUCCUAAUAGCUGUAGCAUAUGCUAAGAGGGUUAGGCAGGCUUCCCCAACUUGGUGCUUUCAAAUAUUUUUAACUACAACUCCCAUCAUCACUGUCUACUGGUCACACUUGGGCUUGAGCUGAUGGGAGUUGUGGUCCAAAACAUCUGAAGGAUGUAUUUGCUACCCCUGAUCUAGGGAAAGUGAGAGCCUUACCUGUUGUGUAUUUAAGACUUAAUUUUUCUAUGCCUGUAUUUUAUUUUUUUAAUGCUUCUGUUCUUCCAGACUCUUGUCCGGUAUGGCCUGACGCAGCAGCUGGAGAGCAUUGCUGUGGACAUCUUGAUAGCAGAACAUGCCACCAUUCGAGACCGGGCCAACUGGGUGUGGGCAUUCAAGUCAAAGGCCAUGUUGUGCCAGAAGGCCAUGAGAGCUUUGCUCAAACACCAGCUCUACUUGGACGGCAUGAGAGACGUCUUUGAGGAAAUGGUGGGCAGCAGAUCUCAGAAGGGGAAGCUCUUUAGCCUGUUGGAGCACUUUGAGAUCUGUCUGGAGGUCAGAAAUACAGAGGGGCUCAAUCCAAGAGCCCGAGUGUUUGUGCCUGGAUUGCCGUGGGAAGCCGCACAGGGCCAUGAGGAAACUCACUACUUAUUUCCCACUUAUCUCAACCAGAGUGAGGAGGUUUCCAAAAUGUGGGGAGGAGACCACAAAGAAGACCUUCAUAUCCGUGUCUACUUUUCCCCAGAGAUCCCAGAGGGCUUCUUCAAAAGGUAGUUAAACAAAGUGCUAUUUUUUUAGGAAAAAAGGUGCCAGAACUUACCCAGAACACCUCCCUCCUCUUAGAAUGGCAAUUGUGCCCACCUGAGAGGGGCUGGAACUGAGUUCUGGUGAGUUCCAGCUGAAAAAAAGCUCUGGUUAAACAGACUGCUGAUUGCAUAGAGGCCAUAUGAAGUGAUAGCCCAGCUUGUGACCAAUUUCUGCUGUUUGCAAUCUCCUUUGAAUUUGGGCCGCAGUCAUGAAAAUUUGCUGAUUUGCAUAACCUGGGGCAGCCACAAACAUCCAUACAUUUCCCACAGAAAUUUUCAAGCAAAAAUUGCACUACAGCAAAAUUUUGGUAUUUUGUGUGUCUUUUGAUCAGUUUGUAUUUUUUAAGUAAAGUUUAAUUUAAAAAGUUACAUUUAGUUAAGUUUUAGUUUCUUUUGUUUGUUUGAUAAAUUAAACCAAUAUCAUUUACAACCAAGAAUGAGUAUCUAUCUCUAUCUAUCUAUCUAUCUAUCUAUCUAUCUAUCUGUAUAUUCAUAUAUUCCCUGGCUGCACACCCAAGGAAAUACGUUGUGCACAUCCAUGAUGGGAUCUGAAGGCAUUGGCUGUUGCUUCUCUCUUUCCAGGCUCAUGGUUAAAGCUUGCUCUUUCUUCUCAACCCACUGGGUUGCAAAAGCGAUAUGCCUGCUCAUCUGCAGUGGCAAACCUUUACUGAUCAAAGCGAACAACCAGAAAGGAUAUAGCUACAUUGAACUCAGGUGCAGAAAACCAGCUGAGAGGGCAGGUACCACAGAAGGACAAACUUUGACUCACUUUGUUGGAUGUUAGAAAUGAUCUCCUUCCUUUGUCUUUCACCUGAAAAGCCAGCAUUAUCAUAUAUCAAGCACAAAGCUUUUAUGGGAAAUUGGAGCAGAUAGGAUCAUGCUUGCUUUAGGGUGUUAAUCUGAAGCUUGCUUUGAUGUGCCAACACAGACCCGAUGGUGGCAGCACCAACUCAGGCACAAACAGCAGAAAACUUUUGCGUAGGUUAAAUUUGGCAGUUUCAGAUGCAUGAAGUGUUAUCCUGAGUUGCAGGUAGAUUUAUACAUGAUUGGGGGAGGGAUAUGUAAACAAUGAGGUCGGGGGGGAAAGGAAAUGUGGAAAAGCACAGAUGAAGAUAAAUACCUUACUAACUGUGGCAGCAGUUGAUAACAUAAACAUCCUAGCAUUGGUGAGCCAACAUGUAGUGUGAUUAAAAAUUGUGCCAAUUCAACCCCACAAGUGAUAAUAAUCAACUUUUAAAUGUAAUUCAAUGGAAAGCUUCAUGAACCACGUGCCCUGAAAUUUGGGGUCCCAUCCAAACCAGUGCCAAGCUUUUUGCACCACAAACCCUGCAUUUUGCACCAGUGUGGAGUGAAUCAGACAAUGUUGGAUUUUUGGGUGUUAACUGGGAACCAUGGUUUGCUUUAUCAAUUCCUCAGUUUGGAGAGUGGUACAAAACGUGGGGUAUUUUUAGUGCAAAACGAGUGCAAAACUUUGGGACUUGUUUGGUUUCAGUUCUAUUCACUUGUGGAUUAAAUAAGCAUAAUGGGUUAUUUGAUGAUGUGUUGAUUAGCUGAGGGAAGACCCACACCAUACAUUUAAAGUACACCCAACACGCCUUUUAAAGCACAUAACUUUCUCCAGAGAAUCCUGGGAACGGUAGUUUGCAAAGGAUACUGGGAAUUGUAGAUCUGUGGGGAGAAACUACAGUCCCCAGGAUUCUUUGGGGGAAGCCACAUGGUUUAAAUGUGGGUUGAAUGCACUUUAUAUGUGUGCUGUGGCUCUGCCCUUGCUGAUGCCAGGAUGCUUGCGUUAACCACAUGUUUUGUGAACAGUCUCUCUUAAUAAGGAAUUAUGCCUGCAGUUUUCUGCAUUUCUUCCCUUCUGAUCUCACUGUUUACAGUUUCCUCCCCAAUGAUGUACAAAUACGCCUGCAAGUUGGGGUAACAUUUAAUGCAUCUGAUGAAGUGGACUGUAGUCUAUGAAAGCUAGAUUUGCUGCCUUUAGGGUACUGCAGGAGGCUUUGUUGUUUUUGGUAAUUUAUUUAUUUUCUGCUGAUAAAUUGUUUUGCCGACAACUUCUGUUGGCUAAAAAGAUGCAUCUGUCAACAUUUCCCUUUAGCCAACUAUCUAGACAGAAAAUCCCACAUAGUUCCGUUUCUCUGAUGUCUUUUAAAGGAUUCCAGUUGGUGUGGGACUUUGUUAUGACAAUAAUCUCCAUCAGCAAUAAACUCUUGGAGGAGUGGCCUGGUCUCCAUCUUUGUGUGAAGACACCUUGUCGGACAGCUGGCUGCCCUGCAGAAUUUGUCUGGCCAGAUGUGGAUGACAAAAGCACAGUGUAAGUAUCUCACCCCUCUGCUCCCCUGCCCUGAGAGCAUGAAGUUUCCUAACUUUUCAGCAGUAAAAACAGCAAAUUCCAUCUUCAAUGAUGAAGGCUUCUGGAGAACUUGAAAUCUUGCACACUGUUUAGCACAUUUUGGUUAGCCUAAUAAAGGUAUUGCCUUAAUAUGGAUUUUGAUUUUUUUCUUAUAGGCCAACACAGGUACCUUUUGUUAUUUGCAUAAUGUUUAAGUUACAACUACAGUAGCUUUGGCCAUACCCUGAGAACACAUAGUGUAUUUCAAACAAAGCCCUGAUGUUGGCCCAGAGGCAAAGUGCUCUGAAUUCAAAGCAACUAGGAGGAUGGCUCUGUACCCAUCAAAGUCAAUUUAAAAACUUUCAUAUAUUUCCAAUGGGCCAUUUUGUUUUGCUCCACCAGAUUCCACUAGUGAUAUCAAGAAACAAAUUAACUGUCCAUCUUUCUUAUCACCUCUUAUUUGAUGUGUGAUGUGUUGUGUUUUGAUUUUUUCUUUUCCUUUAGGCUUCACAUUCUUCUAGCUAGACCUCAGGGGGGUAAUUUGCACAAUAUAUAAAUCAGACAAGUUAUCUAUCAGGCUUUUCUUUCUCCCACAAAGAGACCAUAGGCAACACAUAGCAUGUUAAGUUAUCUCAUUUCAAAUACUUCUUUAUGUUCACAACAACCCUGUGAGAUAGGCCAGGCAAGUUCUUUUUUAUUGUUGUUCUUUCAGUUUGCAUGCCUCUUUUCCACAUAAGUAUGUCUAAAUCCACUCAUACCACACAAGAGCAAAGGGGGGGGGGGAAGGAAGAACACAUAAUUACAACAGUCUUAAUACCAAUUCAUUUCAAAACAUGUCAAAGCAAAUAAACAUAAAAAUAUUGCUAUAGUAUUUUAAAUUCAUGAUAAAAUAGGCAAUAUUGACCAUUAAAAGAAGUUAUCAGUAGAUGAUGUUUAAAAUAUCUAAGGCAGGGGUCAGCAAACUUUUUCAGCAGGGGGCCGGUCCACUGUCCUUCCAACCUCGUGGGGGGACGGACUAUAUUUUGGGGGGGAAAAUGAACAAAUUCCUAUGCCCCGCAAAUAACAGAGAUCCAUUUUAAAUAAAAGGACACAUUCUACUCAUGUAAAAACACGCUGAUUCCCGGACCAUCCGUGGGCCAGAUUUAGAAGGCAAUUGGGCCAGAUCCAGCACCUGGGCCUUAGGUUUGCCUACCCAUGAUCUAAGGCAUACGUAAAAUAUAAACAUUUAUGUUUGAAAGCAUUUAAAGCAGAUAGGCUAAAACUCUCAGGUGCUGUCAGGUUUUUAUGAAUAGUGUAACCAGCAGCAAGUUUUUCAAAGCUGUCAAGCUCCAGAAAUAGCAGCCAGCCUCCUUUGAGCCAGCCACAAAUGUUCUCACAUAGGCCACUCUCUCCUUCCCCUAUUCUGAUGUCCAACAGAGAUGGGGGAAGUGCAGCAUUGAUGUUCCUCCUUUCUGCUCUGGGUGUCCACACCCAAGCAAACGUUCAUGCAGCCUUCAUGCACAAAGCAGCAUAGGUUGGUUUGCCCAGAACACCCCAUCCCACCUGGAUGGUGAGGCAGCUCUCCAGAGCUUCUCCUGCCUCUGGGCCUAGAGCCCAGCAUCCCAAGAUCCGCAGAUAAGCACAACAGCAAAGCAAACCAAUUAGCACACAGUCGUACCUUGGUUCUCGAAUGCCCUGGAACUCGUAUGUUUUGGCUCCCGAUCGAAAACCAGAAGUGAAUGUUCCCGGUUUCCAAACGUUUCUGGAAGCCGAACAUCCGAUGGGGCUUCCAUGGCUUUCAAUUGGCUGCAGGAGCUUCCUGCAGCCAAUUGGAAGCCACGCUUUUGAAGUCGGAAUGUUUUGGAAGUCAAACGGAAUGGAUUCCGUUCGACUUCCGAGGUACCACUGUACAUCAAAGGAAGGGAAUAUAAAUAUAUACGAGCUCAUUUUUGCAACAACCACCAAUUAGUCUGGGGUUACCUUGACUACCAAGAUGGUAUUUGCAAGCCUUUUGGAACAUUUCUGCUUUAGUUCAACACAAAUGGGUAGAUUUCGCCAGUCAGACCAGUCAUUGUGUACUUCCCCCCCACCCCAAAAAGAGCUUAUCAGUGGUUUGGUGAGAUUUGAAUAGGCUUUUGUAUGUCCAGCAUUCUAGGAUUGUUUUACUCAGAAUCAGCACAUUUGAAUUAAUGUACCUAAGUUACGUGCAUAAAUUUCAGGGGGUGUACUCUUGAGUAUGACUAAUGUGGGAAUACAACCCCUAGUGCACUGGUGAGCCCUUCACAUGUAGUUGAACUCAACUCCCAUCAGUGCCAGCCAGCAUCGUCAGUUGUCGGGAAUGAUGGAAACUGGAGUCCAGCAAUUAUCUGAUCUGGAGGGUCAUAGAUGCCACCUCCCUGCCUUAGGCUGUGUACAUACUGUACCCCUAAAGCCCAUGCUUUCACCCAAAGAAUUCUGGGCACUGACAAUUUAUUGUUCACAUAGGUACAAUUCCCAGCAGCCCUUAACAAACCAGAAUUAUUUUCAGGGGGGGAAAUGUACUUCAAAUGUGCUGUAGUGUGUACACAGCCUUUGUGUCGCCAUCCUUCAAGUUGAAGAGUUACCAAAAAUAAAUAAAUAUUUUGAUUGCAAAAUCUGUUUACUCUUGCCUUGGUAUUCCUUCCCUUCUCCAAAGGACCAAAGAAGAAAUCAAAACAUGUGGAACUUGUGCCUUUCGAUUUGAAACUGAGCUGCUGUUACCAAAAGGUGAGACCAGAGAUUUCAGGUUUCAUUCAACUGUAGACACAUUUAAACCUGGCUGGUGUGGGGCAGGAGCUGAGGAGAGACUGUCAAGUACAGUCGUACCUCGGUUGUCGAACACCUUGCAACUCAAACGUUUUGGCUCCUGAAUGCCUCAAACCUGGAAGUAAGUGUUCCGGUUUGCAAACUUUUUUUGGAAGCUGAACAUCUGAUGCAGCUUCUGCUGCUUCUGAUUGAGUGCAGCCAAUUGGAAGCCGCACCUUGGGUUUUAAAAGUCAAACGGACUUCGGGAACGGAUUCUGUUCAAGAACCAAGGUAUGACUGUAUUGCCCUCUAAAGCGCACCCGUUGCUUCUUCUGUUUCGUUUUGUGAGUGUGUUGGAGGGUGAUAUAGACAACAACUAAUAGUUAAGUGAUUGAUUUCAGUGGGUUUAAGCACAUUUACGUCUUCACUGGAUUGUGGCCAAAACAGGAGCUACUGUAAUUGCUGGUAUUAUAGUAUCAUGCUAGUAGGGGUGUUUUGAAUCAGAGGAUCUUGCCAAAGUACAGCAAGGAGGUGAUUGGUGGGAGCUUUCCAUCUCUUGACUCAUGUCCAUAACCCAGUGCAUAGGAGCCAACUCCUAGGCACUGCAGUCCCUUCGGGACCCCCCCCCCAUAAAAUAUUUGAGGGGACUGCCCCCCUCCCAAGUUGAUGGGCAUGGUGUGUGUGUGUGUGUGUGUGUGUGCACAGUGUCAUGUGAGCGAUUAUUUGGGUAGGGGUUUACCUGUACCCCCUCCCCAAUAUUUUAUUCAAGUUGGCACCGCUGGCCUAGUGUGUCCUUGCUCCCCUCCCCUCAGGCCUUCAUAAUUUCUAUUACGGCUAUCAUUUUAGCAUACUGCCCAGAGUUCGUGCUUUGGCUGCCUCCUCUACUUGCUCAAAGCAUCAUAAAACACAGUGCUUUUUAAGUUAAAAAGAAUGAAAGCAAGGAAAAGGUUCUGGCACUCUUACAUUGAUAAAAAUAGUGUGGGGUAUCGGCAAAAAUUGGCUGCCAUGGGCAGCAUAAAAAAGAAAGAAGUACUGGUGUGCGAUUAUCAACGAGUAUCACAAAAAACCCCACUGGGAAUAUGAAAUAGUAAUGCAAAACUAAGAGUAUGAAGGGGGGAAAUAUGCACCCAGUCAUUGGUCGCAUUUACUAGCUGGAUAACUAACCAUGUUAUUGUUUUAGUCCCAAGUGAACGGAGCAUUGCCCAGGCCCCUGCACAGUAUUAUGUCACCAGUUAUGGCAACGCCACCUUUGGAUCCAGCACUGUCCAUGUGGAAAGUCAGGUAUGCAUGUAUGUGUGGGCUGCUGUUUACUGUGCUUUGUUCUUGGGGAUUUAUACUUUUGUCUAGGCGGUCUUGAUGAGUCCUGUUGGAGUGUACCAUACAGCUUUAAAAGGUGUAUUAUUAUAUUAUCUUCAUCACUUUCUCCCCAAAAGUGCUGGAGUGUUUCCCCAAAAUUCCCUAUGCCAAUUAGGGAAAUUCAGACUGCAAUUCCUUAGAGCAGGGUAACCAAUACAGUGCCCUCCAGAGAGGUCUGGAUGCCAACUCCCACCAGCACCAGGCAGCAAGGCCACUUACCAGAAAUUAUGGGAGUUGUAGUCCAACACAGCUGGAGGGCACCAUGUUGGUUACUCCUCCUAGAGAGUGACCGGAUAUAGCAUGUUUAUUUGACUAUUAGCACAGCUUAAACCCCCCGCCCCUGCAAAGCUCACCCAAUAUUUAUUUGCAAUUUGCAAUAAUGAAAGAGAAAUCUUGACAGUACUAAUAUGGAGAGGAAAUCCCUCUAAGGACCCUAGUGCUAUGGUUGGAGAUUACCCCUCUGCUUGCUCUACACUCAAAGGCAGAUCCCUAUUCUACUCACAGAAGUACAAUUCCCUAGUAAAACGGAUUGAAUGGGAAACUGCAAGCUCUUGGAGGGGAAUAGGGGUUGCCUAACAACCCCUCAGCACCCAUGACUGGUUUAAAGAGGUACCACGGUGCUUUAAAUGCAUGGUGUGAAGGGACCCAGAGUAUCCUUGCAUAAAAUGUUAUUAAAUAAUUCUGACACAUUUUAAAUUGUCUUCUUUUAACAAAAUGGCCACUUCUGUAACUUUAUCCCAUUACCUGUUUUGUUGCAGAAUAUCCUGGACAAAUGACAAGAACCAUGCAAGAAAAAUUGCCAGCAACAUUUUCAGAGAUUUUCAGAGACACGUUUGGUUCAUGUGGGACCUUAGAAACGCUUCAUUCUAAACUGACUGUUGACCACCAUAGGUUGAAAAUGCAAUGCAAAUUCCAUGGUAGAAUGCCAAUUUAUUUAGAGAUAUAUGUGAACAGAAGUACAAGUAUGCAAUCUAAUAAACUUCUACAAUAAGUUACAGAACAAUUUGCAGGGAUUCUUCAGCAUGAUUCAUCAUUCACUUUAAGCUGAUUAUAUGCAAUUUAAAAAAAAUCAUUUAUUUGUUUCAUAACAUUUAUAUACCACGUUUUUGUAAAAAACACCUCCGAGUUAAAAAUCCCCUGCAGCUUUCUAAGCAUCUAGGUAAGUUUGUCUACACAAUAUGUUUUUAGCAAGUGCCACAAGGAAUACAGUGCUUGGUAUCAACAGGCAGGGAGAACCCAAAGUGCUCACAGAGACCCCCCCCCCACAAAAAUAUGUUAACACUAGGGAAUGCAAUUAUAGUAACAAUAGAACUUUCAGAUACACUAUUACUGUAACAGGAAAGUUAAGGCGUGUCAGAAGCACAUUAGCUGGAGUGUUUGAGCUGCCCAUUCUCAAGGGAUCUGGACAGGUAGCAAGACAAAAAGUACACUCUAUUCAAUACCUGCAUCAAUGACAAGUGUAGUUUCACAAGAGUUAAUGGAGUAAUGCUGGUGCCUCUUUGCUCAAGAAAUAAGUCCUCUGAUUCAGCACUGCGUACAGUACAUUUGAAAUGUUAUUCUGAUUACUUUAUUAUGCUGUCUCUUACUGUGCCCUGCAAAAUGUCUUCUUAAUGAUGUACACUUUCCUGGGAUCUUUUGAUAAAGGGCAGUAUAUAAAUAAUAAAAAUAAUAAAUAAAUAACAAUGUCAUAUAAAGAGGGCCAGAAACAAACUCUCCUACACCUCCCCUAUAAAAAACAACCAUAAACACAUAUUGAAUUUUCAAGCUUUUAGAUUUUUGUUUUGUGGGGAAUUUUGUUGUACAGAGAAAAUAGUGUUAUAACUGGGAGGUGGCAGAGGCUUCAUUCCAGAUCUUAUUAGUAUCCUCCCUCCCUUCAUUCACUGUAGGCAACCAAGUGCUCUGCUUAUAGCUGGCUCCGCUCUUGGUUUUGUCACUUCAAGGGCUGUGAAUUUUAUGAGAGCACUUUUUGUGCUAUGAUUUGGAUAGAGUUUUCAUAUUCAACUUCUGCCUGCAGCCCACUUCCAAAACUGAGGAGCCCUCUACAGUCCCUUUAAUUUCACUUGUCCACAUAAGUGGCCAGUGAUAGGAUCCUGCUUACUAGUUGUGGGUAAUGUUCAACAUGGAUUCUGUAAGUGCAGGGGCGUCUUACCCAGAGGCGCUAGGGGGCAGGGCGCCCAGGUGCCGGGUUUCUCAGGGGUGCCAAGGCGAGAGUCCGGGACCUGAGAGUUGAGUCUGAGGCAGAGCCUGCCCCUCUCUGAGCCUAUAUCUCACCAAGAUUGCAGGAGAUUCACUUCUCAAAUUACACUGCUACCCCAUAGAGCCAGGGGUUCCAUAUCUUUUGGGGCCCCUGGGGCACAUAUGGAAAGCUAAGAACCUGUCAUGGGCACCACAAAAUUUCUAUACUGCAAAAGGAAAAUUGGAGAUGCUCAGAACCUUCUUCCCACUUCAAAAACAGGCAAAGCACCAAAGAGUUUCUCCUAAACAAAUAGUUAAAACCAAGAGCAGGCAAAACAUACAUCAUAAAUACCUAAAAACACUUCUCCUUGCACCUAAAAAAAGGGGGCUGGGAAGACUGGUUUGCUCCCCCUCCUUCAAACUACCAGGCAGCUUAAAGUAUCCAUCUGAAACCUCUCAGGGAGGAGAGGAGGAGUGUAAAGCUAAAAAUCAAAGCUUGGCCUUCAGGCAGUCUGCCACCUUCUGACCACACUGAAAAGCAUUCUGGGGAAAGAGUGGGGUGCCUGGAUGC
Messenger RNA from Podarcis lilfordi (Lilford's wall lizard), 17090 nucleotides. The record is from the annotation of a GenBank genome assembly. Lineage: Eukaryota; Metazoa; Chordata; Lepidosauria; Squamata; Lacertidae.